Molecule: messenger RNA, 638 nt
Organism: Caenorhabditis auriculariae
Lineage: Eukaryota; Metazoa; Nematoda; Chromadorea; Rhabditida; Rhabditidae
Source: the annotation of a GenBank genome assembly
AUGACUAGAAGGUUCAAAAAAACUGAAACUCCGACAUUUUCAUAAACAAAUAUUUUUGUCCAUCAUGAAUUUUUCCAAAAAUUCAAAAAAAUUUUUCAAAUUGGACGAUCAUGAAUCAUAACGUCUUCAAAUGGAAAUUCAAAAAAACAUGAAAAAAAAAUUUUAACCUACAAAAAUGUACAUACUAGGGUCUACCCUCCUAGUUCUCAGAAAAUCUUCUGAACUUGAACUCUUCAAACCCAAGCUCCCAAGAAAUUUCACACCGGAGUCCUGCUUCGAUCCCCAAAAAAUUCAAUCCCUCCAGAACCCGAAGGCAGAUCAAAGUUCCGUGUCGCGUGGUGGCGGUGCCGUCCGCCGCUUGGGUCUGCGGAAAGACAAUACGCGUCACAAGAACGGAGGAGAUCGGCGUGAGCCGGCUUAGGGCUACCGGUUCUACCGGACGGAGCCACACGCAAGAGCCGCAGGAAAAAGAAGAAAAAAAAGUGAGUGAGCCGGCCGCCGGCGCCGAAACGGUUCAGCACGUGAAAAUCAACAAGAGUGACAUGGAAAUGAGAAUCGGAAAACGAACCAGUAUCACGAUGCAUACUCGAUGGCCUGAGAGGAUUUCGAGUUUGAGGAAGAAGGUGGAGAAGGAUUGA